This is a messenger RNA of Oryza sativa Japonica Group (Japanese rice), 2626 nucleotides long. RefSeq lists its product as uncharacterized. The record is from RefSeq and is a predicted model, not a curated record. NCBI's taxonomy places the organism in Eukaryota, Viridiplantae, Streptophyta, Magnoliopsida, Poales, Poaceae.
CCAACUAACCUCCUUCACGGCGCAUUUACGCUUGGGCAUGGCCGGUGUAACCGUGCAAGCAUCGUAGUGCCAUCGAUCGCUGCUGUAAGUUUGUAACAUGUGCGUGUCCUGCGGAGAGUUGUGUGCCGUUGUGCAUGGAAUGGAAGGCAAAGCAUAACAUGGGAGCUUUUCAUAUAAAGGCCACCAGCACGCGGGCUGCCACUUCAAGCUUCAGCUCGUGAUCCCAUCAGAUCAGCAAGCAGUCGCGAAAUGGUGCCGAUGGCUAAGGCUCUCGCGGUCGUGUCCGCUUUCUGCCUUCUUGUGGCGCCGGCCGCCGCGGCGCGUAGCCUCGUCGACGUCAUCGGCGGGGCGUUCGGUGGCCGGAAGGACUACUACACGCCCGGUCCUACUGGCCAGCACCACUCUUCUAGUCCCAGUCAUUCGCACAAGGCUCCGCCCUGCGCGCCGACGCCGCCACAGGGAGGUGGUGGAGGCUACAACCCACCCUCGCCGUCCAUUGGAACCUCUCCGACAACGCCGGGAGGAGGUGGAGGCUACACGCCGACGCCGAGCGACACGCCACCCUCUCCGUCCAGUGACACCUCGCCGAGCACUCCGGGUGGCGGCUGCUCGUCCUCACCCACGCCGUGCGACGCACCGCCCUCACCGUCCAGUGACACGUCCCCGACAACGCCGGGGGGAGGUGGAGGCUACUCGCCGACACCGAGUGACACUCCGCCCUCGCCGUCCAGUGACACCUCUCCGACAACGCCGGGUGGAGGUGGAGGCUACACGCCGACGCCGAGCGACGCGCCGCCCUCGCCUUCUAGUGACACCUCUCCGACAACGCCAGGUGGAGGUGGAGGCUACACGCCGACGCCGAGCGACGCGCCGCCUUCGCCGUCCAGUGACACCUCUCCGACAACGCCGGGUGGAGGUGGAGGCUACACGCCGACGCCGAGCGACACGCCGCCCUCGCCGUCCAGUGGCAGCUCCCCGACAACGCCGGGUGGAGGUGGAGGCUACACGCCGACACCGAGCGACACGCCGCCCUCGCCGUCCAGUGGCAGCUCUCGCACUACACCGGGUGGAUGCUCCACUCCCACGCCGUGCGGCACGCCGCCCGCGCCGUCGAGUGGCACCUCUCCGACCACACCGGGUGGAAGCUACUACCCGCCCACGCCGUCCAUUGGCGACGUGCCACCCUCGCCGUCCAGCGACACCUCUCCGACCACACCGGGCGGAGGCUCCCCGUCCACGCCAUGCGACACGCCGCCCUCGCCGUCCAGUGGCACGUCCCCGACCACGCCAGGUGGAGGCUACUACCCGCCCACGCCAUCCGUCGGCGACGUGCCUCCCUCGCCGGCCAGUGGCACCUCCCCAUCCACGCCAGGUAGUGGAGGCUACUCUCCGUCCACGCCAUGCAGUGCGCCGCCGUCGCCUUCAAGUGGCACCUCCCCAACCACGCCGGGUGGAGGCUAUUCUCCUUCCACGCCGUGCAAUGCGCCGCCCUCCCCUUCAAGUGACACCUCCCCGACAACACCUGGUGGCGGCAACUACCCGCCCGCGCCCACCAUUGGCAACGUCCCGCCAUCGCCAUCCAGCGGCACCUCCCCGAGCACACCGGGUGGUGGCUGCUCAUCCUCACCCACGCCAUGCGACGCGCCGCCCUCGCCAUCCAGUGACACUUCCCCGACAACACCGGGUGGAGGGUACUACCCGCCCACGCCGUCCAUCGGCACCUCGCCAUCCACACCGGGCACCGGCGGAGGCUACUACCCUCCCUCCCCUUCCACCGGCGGCUACACGCCGACUCCGGACGUUCCGAUCAGCACCCCGUCGAGCCCCUACUCCCCGCUGGUGCCCACGCCGCCGUCGAGCACCACCCCGAUGCCCUUCGACCCCAACACGGCACCCUUCCCGUGCUCGUACGUUACUUCGUCAACCUUAGCGCCGCGCAUAUCCACACAUACUGGCUGUCGCACCCGGGCGUGAUAUGGGGCCUGUUCGGGUUCUGGUGCCCGAUGGCGCGGCUGUUCGGGCCGACCGCCGCGGCGCCGUUCGGACACGACCUGACCGUGCCGGAGGCGCUGGCGAACACGCGCGCCGACGGCGUGGGCGAGCUCUACCGCGAGGGCACGGCGUCGCUUCUCAACUCCAUGGUGAACAGCAGGUUCCCCUUCACCACGCAGCAGGUGAAGGACGCGUUCAGCGCCGCGCUCAGCUCAGGAGGCGACCACGCCGCCGCGGCUCAGGCGCAGCUCUUCAAGAAGGCCAACGAAGGCCACGUCAUGCGUUAGGCUAGGCGGCCUCUCGAUCCUCUGUACUUGAACGUACUCGCCACGUGAGGCGGAUUCGAUGCGAUGUACACGCGAGCAUGCGUGCAGGUUCAUGUCGGGGUGGGGUUUGGAGUAAUCCGGCGUGUUUGCAACUUUGCAUUAUGUUUGAUCUAGAGCGGAUGGCCUCUGGAAUAACUAUAGGAGAGUUAAGUACGUAUGUUUUGUUAUCCUUUUAGAGUCCAUGGCCGCACGGAAUGACUACAGGAGUGUUCUCUGUGGCCUUUUAAUUCAGUAUGUACUUGUGGCGUUAAGCAUCAGACGUGUUCUAGUAUUUCUAGUUCUAUGAACUACUGGCAUCUUUCAAUUUA